AUAACUAAAGUUCUAAAUUGGAUUUUUGCAUCUGUUCAUGUGCUUUACUUUUCCUUUCACUUUGGGGUUAAUAAUUUUGCAUCGUGGCAAAAUAAUUAUUGAACCAUAUGAAACUGACUGUAGCAUUGAAGAGGUUUGUCAAAGUUCAUGAUAUUUUAAAUAAACUAUUGCAUAAGGAGUUUCUUUCAAACGUUGUAACCAAAAGGACCAUUUGCAUCACCCCUUUUUUGGACCAGUGGGGUAAAAAUAAGAAGCAUAGAAACGUUAAAUUGAACAUAUAUUUUGAUACAAUGGUAGACCCUUACAUUGAGAAAACUUUGGCUCCACUCAGAGCUAGUGUAAAAGAACAGGGUGAUUUGGUCCGUCAACUAAAAUCUGAUGGAGCGCCUGUGUUGGAUGUUAAGAAAGCAGUGUUGGAACUUAGAGCCAGAAAAAAAGUUCUUGAAGAUACAGAACUUAGUCUGGCUCCGAAUUCAACUUUUGAUAGGGCAAAAAUGGAGGACCUUCUCAAACGAAGAUUCUUUUAUGACCAGAGUUUCGCAAUAUAUGGGGGUAUCACAGGACAGUUUGAUUUUGGACCAAUGGGGUGUGCUUUCAAGUCAAAUUUACUCCAAGCAUGGAGACAGUUCUUUGUUUUAGAAGAACAGAUGUUAGAAGUAGAUUGUUCAAUUUUGACUCCAGAACCAGUUCUUAAGGCUUCGGGGCAUGUAGACAGGUUUGCCGAUCUCAUGGUGAAAGAUACUAAAACUGGAGAGUGUUUCAGAUUGGAUCAUUUGAUAAAGGCACAUUUGGAAAAAAUUGCUGCAGACAAGAAAACAACUCAGGAAACUAGGGAUGAAUGUAUUGAUAUUAUAAUAAAGCUUGAUGGCAUGAACAAAACAGAAAUGGCUGAGGUAAUGACUAAAUUCAGUAUGAAGAGUCCUGUUACUGGCAAUGACUUGACCGAACCUAUUGAAUUCAAUUUGAUGUUUGGAACCCAAAUAGGACCGUCAGGGCUCAUCAAAGGAUUCUUGAGACCUGAGACUGCUCAGGGUAUAUUUGUGAAUUUCAAACGUCUCCUCGAAUUCAAUCAAGGAAAACUACCUUUUGCUGCAGCACAAAUAGGAAAUGCAUUUCGUAAUGAAAUAUCUCCAAGAUCUGGUCUCAUCAGAGUUCGAGAGUUCACAAUGGCAGAGAUAGAACAUUUCUGUGAUCCAAACGAAAAACAACAUCCUAAAUUCGAUAGCGUAAGAGAUACCGAACUGCUCCUCUAUUCAGCCUGCAAUCAAAUGGAUGGCAAACCAGCUGAAAGAUUAACUAUCGGAGAAGCUGUUGAUAAUUCUUUGGUUGCAAAUGAAACUUUGGGUUACUUCAUGGCCAGAAUCCAGAAGUUUAUGGUCAAAUGUGGUGUUGACCCCUCAAGGCUUCGAUUUAGACAGCACAUGUCUAAUGAAAUGGCUCAUUAUGCCUGUGACUGUUGGGAUGCUGAGUGUUUGACAAGUUAUGGAUGGGUGGAAUGUGUCGGCUGUGCUGAUCGAUCUGCUUAUGAUCUCACUCAACACUUUAAAGCAACAGGAGUGAGGUUAGCUGCUGAAAAAAAAUUGGCAGAGCCUAAAAUAAUAGAUGUUGUAGAAGCAUCACCAAAUAAAGGUAUAAUAGGAAAAAUCUUCAAAAAAGAUGCCAAAGGUAUUACAGAUGCCUUGACUAAUCUCCAAAUUGAAGAACUUGCAAUACUAGAAGAGAAAUUGGAAACUGAAGGGUAUGUUGCUCAAAGAGAUUACUCUCAUUCAAUGGAUAUUAUCCCUCCUAGUUUAACCAAAUUUACCAUAUUAUUUUGGGAAAUAAAGUUUUUGGCUUUCUAUUACUCCAUCUUGAUACAAAAAAUGUACAUUAUAUUUUUCAUAUUUUCAGCUGCCGAUCUAACUAAAGUUGAUGUUUCCCAUAAAGUAGAUGACAGUUCUGGAUCUAUAGGGAGACGGUAUGCCAGAACAGAUGAAAUUGCUAUACCCUAUGGUAUUACAAUAGACUUUGAUACACUGAAAGAACCACACAGUGUUACACUGAGGGAAAGAGACUCCAUGGGACAAGUGAGAAUACCGCUCGAUGAAAUUGCAUCCACAAUUCACAAUCUCUCUUAUAAUAAAGAGAGCUGGAGUGAUAUAGAAGAAAAGUAUCCAAGGUUUGAACAGCAAGAAAAUAAAGCAGUAUAGUGAUAAUGAAUCCAAUGCAUUUUAUACAAUAUCACAAUGUUGUAGCUUAAGCUCAAAGCCGUACUUUCUAUUCAAUUCAAAAUAUAUUUGAAUGAAGAAAGUACUAUUUCUUUAUUAAAUAUUAUUCAAAUAUACCAUCAUAUUUAAA
Molecule: messenger RNA, 2337 nt
Organism: Leptinotarsa decemlineata (Colorado potato beetle)
Lineage: Eukaryota; Metazoa; Arthropoda; Insecta; Coleoptera; Chrysomelidae
Gene: GlyRS
Product: glycine--tRNA ligase
Biological process (GO): mitochondrial glycyl-tRNA aminoacylation
Cellular component (GO): cytoplasm; mitochondrion
Molecular function (GO): glycine-tRNA ligase activity; ATP binding
Source: RefSeq, a predicted model, not a curated record